CCCUUGGACGUUCUAUCAUCAAAACUCAAAAUGAGCCAUACCUCUACCCUCCUCCUUACUCCAUUCUCCACUAUUUCUUCCAUUUCUGCACCCAACACUCCUCCUUUCCAUUUCAAGAUUCCGACUACCACAAGAAAAUCAUCCAAGAUAAGCUGCUCUGGCCACGACAAUUCUCAAAAUCAACAGCAACAACUCAAUCUCUCUGUUCUUCGCUUCACUUUAGGGAUCCCUGGACUCGAUGAAUCCUAUUUACCCAGAUGGAUUGGCUAUGCUUUUGGGUCUCUUCUCGUUUUGAAUCAUUUUGUAGGUUCAAAUUCCACCACCAUCACGGCGGCACAGCUAAGAACAGAGGUUCUGGGUCUUUCUUUGACAGCAUUCUCUGUCGUCCUUCCCUAUAUUGGGCAGUUUCUUAAGGGUGCUACACCAGUGCUUCAAGCAAGCAUCCCUGAAGGCGCUGAGCAAAUCUUUGCCAUGUCUCCAAAUAUAUCUGAUACUGUUAAGGAGGAUUUGGCCUGGGGAUCUUACACUCUAUUGCGUAACACAAAUAGCAUUUCUGUGCUUAUAUCCAUCCAAGAUGUAUUGUGUGUACGUGGCUAUUGGAACAUGCCCAAAAGCAUCGAUCUAUCAAAAGAACAAGCAGUUGAUUGGUUUAAGGAAAAGAUGCAACGGGUUGGCCUCUUUAAUUUGACAGAGACCCUUUAUUUUCCUCAGAGAACAGAUUCUGAGCUGUGGGGGAUACUUCCUGAGGGGACACGCUCGCUGUUGGUUUUACCCGUGCUUAACACUCCAGAUGAAGACAGGAUCUCUGAGGACAGAAUUUCAGGGUUUGUGUUGUUGGCAUCAAGCAUCAGUUAUGCAUAUAGCAACAAAGACAGAUCCUGGAUAGCAGCCAUUGCUAUAAAAUUCCAAGGAACCAUCAUCAGUCAUAAAACCUGAAACUUGAAUGGUGGUGGUGUGGUUUCUACAACUUAAUUCUCCAGAUGCUGCAAGUGAUGAAAAAUGUGAUGAACUCUUGAAGAAAUUUAGGAGACAGGAUUACCCCAAGGCACACAAAAUCUCCUGAUGGCAAGGAUAAGGCCUGGUAUAUACACACACAGACAUGUAUAUAUAUAUACACACACACACACAUAUACAUGUAUAUGUAUGUGUACGUAUAGUAAUAGUAUGCAUAUAUGUGUGACAGUAAAAGGAUUUGAAAGGUGAUUCCUUUAAAA
Messenger RNA from Cynara cardunculus var. scolymus (artichoke), 1214 nucleotides. Its product is annotated as protein COFACTOR ASSEMBLY OF COMPLEX C SUBUNIT B CCB2, chloroplastic. Gene Ontology annotation, biological process: cytochrome b6f complex assembly. Bases 31 to 936 code for a protein of 301 amino acids. The record is from RefSeq and is a predicted model, not a curated record. NCBI's taxonomy places the organism in Eukaryota, Viridiplantae, Streptophyta, Magnoliopsida, Asterales, Asteraceae. The transcript is spliced from 6 exons.